AUGCCGAAGUACUCGACUGCCAAGUCCGCUCCGUCUACCAAGUAUGUCGGGCAACAUCCUUACCGUAUCAUAUCAAUGCCCGGAACGUCGACCGUCCCGGUCUCUCUUCCUUCACCUCUACCUACCGCCAAGUCGGCCGGCCCAUCGAAGAAGACCCCACGCUCCCGCAAGGGCCAACCCCGUAUCCUCAAGGCCGCUCCCCCACCCCCACCCGGCGAACACUCCGUCUACCGUACAGAAGCCCAGCGCUUCGAAUACUUGAGCACCCACCCCUGGAUCGCUGCCUUCUCCGUUGUCGGCGCCAGGUGCGCGGCCUGCCGCCGCCGUAUCCUCGCCGACAUACGGACGAAGGGCAAGUACGUGGUGCCGAACUUCACGAGACAUAUCGACGAGAAGUGCCGCGCGCGGCGGGCGAUUGAGGAGGGGAGGAAGCCGUUCCCGGAGGAAAAGAAGGGUGAGAAGCCGUUGGAGACUGACCAUCGGAAGGGGAGGCGGGGGUUGAGGUUCGAGGUCUUUGCGGGUGGGGCGCCGAUGCCGGGGACGAUCUUGGGGACGAAGGAGAAGGCGAAGUGUGUGAAGGCGACGAAGAAAAUGGACGUGGAUGAAGUCAACCUCUCACAGACCGCGACGCAGUCAACGUCGCAAGAAUGUAAACGAGUCUCCAUCAGCGCUGCAAGUGUGGCGCGCACACCUUCCCCGCCCGUGCUCCCGGUGGUCAUCGACUCGCCCGAACCCGCGCCGCAGCAUUCUCAGCACGCGCCACACUACUCUCAGGCCGUGCCACACUACUCCCAACCGAUGCCACAGUACUCCCCACCGCCCGCCGUUCAGCUCCUGCCUCCGCGGUUCCGCAUGAGCGCCGCAUUCGCCGAUCACGACCUUACUCCACCAUCGAUGUCGCAGGCCGACUGGGAUAUGGACUCGGAAGAUGGGUCCGACGACGAGCACGCGUAUAGCGCACCCGUCGAUGUUCUUUACAGGGCGGAGCGCCCUGGUGCUCCAGUCGAGCGUGAGAGGACAAGCUGCCCGUGGUAUUGGACAUCGAAGAGGACGGCCAGUAAUUUGAAGAAAUUCCCACUAGAUUCUCGCCUGUGCGAUAGACCCAGCAGGGCUAAGCGCCGGUCCAACCUAGCGUCAGCGGGCUUGCGCGCCAAGGCCGAGGAAUCAUCUUUGACCUACGCGGAGGGCUCCUCUUCGAGGAAGACAAGCCUCAUCAUCGCUCUAUCGACCUCGUUCUCCGACGCCCGAACGUCAUCGCCCGCAAACUGGAACGGCCAUGGGACGCCUCUUGUGUAUCGCGCGCACAUCUACAAGCGGGGGUCGUGCGUGCUUCGCCACUGGGGGCGCGACGUGUGGGAGUUUAGCACCGGCGUUUUGGCUAUAUUCUGGAGAGUACACGAGCAUCGUCUGCAGGAGCAGAACAAGGAACCCUACAAUCAAGAGGCCUGGGACGAGAUCAUGGAGCAUAUAGAAUACGGCUUUCGCAACCCUGUCGAGGCCGAAGUCAAUGUACUCGUCCAUGCCGGACCCAGCCUCAUCGGUGCAGAGCCGCUUCCUGAUGGCACAGACCCCUGCGCCUACCUACUGGAGCAUCUGUUCCCGCGGUGCGAUCUCGAGACGGCACACCAGCUCAGGCAAUGCAAGCGCCGCACUGGCAAAGUGUACCGCGCUUAA
Messenger RNA from Schizophyllum commune H4-8, 1674 nucleotides. RefSeq lists its product as uncharacterized. The coding region runs from base 1 to 1674 and encodes 557 amino acids. NCBI's taxonomy places the organism in Eukaryota, Fungi, Basidiomycota, Agaricomycetes, Agaricales, Schizophyllaceae. The transcript has 10 exons. The record is from RefSeq and is a predicted model, not a curated record.